Messenger RNA from Pundamilia nyererei, 2040 nucleotides. RefSeq names its product perforin-1-like. Lineage: Eukaryota; Metazoa; Chordata; Actinopteri; Cichliformes; Cichlidae. The transcript has 5 exons. The record is from RefSeq and is a predicted model, not a curated record. Gene Ontology annotation, molecular function: wide pore channel activity. Gene Ontology annotation, biological process: T cell mediated cytotoxicity; immunological synapse formation; defense response to virus. Bases 383 to 1954 code for a protein of 523 amino acids. Gene Ontology annotation, cellular component: membrane attack complex; membrane.
AUUUACAGAACUGGGUCUUGAGAAUAAAAACAAACCCGCUCAUGCUGAGGAAAUUGGGAAGGCCUUGGGGUAGAGAGGGAGAGAGACAGAGAGGGAGAGAGCAGCAUAGCCAGGCAACUCCCUCCAUGUUUUUUUUAAAAGGCAGAUGAUAGACCAAAGUGUGCACGCAGCAGGCUUCCAGCACAACCUCUCAGCAACGCUAAGGCUCGUCCAACCGUGAUUUUAUUUCCAGCAGGAUCGAGACGUCAGCCUGAGGUUCCAUUGUUCACAGCGAGCUGUGCAAUCAACGGUGCAAAUAAGGAGGGGGAUUUAUUUUGGCUGUGGAAAAAAUACUGGACAACAACGAAACGUAGAGGACAAAGAAAGCUAGGACAAGGUAACCAUGUGUGCAGGAGGAUACCAGCAGAGACACAUUUUCCUGUUUAUGUUGGCUUUGCCAAUUAUGCUGGAAGACUGCAGUGUCCAGGCCUGUCGGAGUGGCACAGGGUCCCAGUGUGAGAAGGCUCCUUUUGUACCGGGCCACAAUCUGGCUGGAGAAGGCUUUGACGUGGUGCGGAUGCGUCGGACAGGAGCAUAUGUCAUCAAUGUCAAAGCCCACCUAGCUGACAACCACACCUGCACACUGUGUCCGAACCGAUUCCAAAAAGGAGAGAUUCAGAGACUCCCAGCUUCAGUGCUUGACUGGCGUCCCUUCAGCCGCUGCUCUAAGCAGCUUUCCAGUGCACUUCACCACUCUGUGGACUCCCUGCUGCGCAGCUCCAACUCGCUGGUUAACAACAACUGGGAUUUGGGUUUAAGCCUUGACAACAUUGGAAAGGCAGUUCUGGGAGGAAGCCGCUCAGAUUUGGCAAAGUUUGCACGUUCGCAGCACAGUGUGGACAAAGCCACUUUUGCCAUUCAUGAAAUCAGUUGCACCUAUUACAGCUACAGGCUGGCUGAUCAUCCACCGCUGAGUGCAGAGUUCACAAAGCAUCUCAAGAGACUCCCACAGAGUUUAAACACAAGCCAGAACAGAGCCAUAUACAGACGUCUAAUAGACACUUAUGGAACACACUAUAUACACCAGGUCCAGCUCGGUGGUAAGGUGAGGCGAAUCACUGCCUUCAGGACCUGCCUGGCCACCCUGAAGGGCUUUUCAGAGGCAGAGAUCAAAAACUGCCUGAAUGUUGAACUCCGUAUGGCAUUGGGUUUCCUCCCAGCCAAUGUAUCUUUCUCCAACAGGUGUGACAGCCUAUUUAAAGGCAACAUGAGCAUGGGCUUUUACCAAGGCUUCAUGACCCAUAAGAUUGAGGUUACUGGAGGAGAGAGGUACUUCCCUGACAUCCUCUACCAGCAGGACCCAUCUGAAGCCUACCACAGCUGGAUGAACAGCCUUCAUGAAAACCCCGAUGUGGUUUCUUAUGCCAUCUUCCCUCUGCAUCACUUGGUGGAGGAUUCACAAAUCAGCGCUAAUCUGAUAAGGACUGUCUCAGAGUACAUAAAAGAGAACCAGCUGAAGGAAGACCAACUUGGUUUCAAGAACUGCUCACCGACUCCCAACCUGGACCAUAACUGCUGCCCUUUAAGGGCUGGUAGAGGAACUCUCCAACUGGAGAUUCACAGAGCUGCAGGCCUGAGGGCAGACACCUUCACAAAAACAGAUGCCUAUGUGAAGAUCUUCUACAAUGGCAUAUAUGAAGAGACUGACACGGUGAUGGAUGACAAUGACCCGAUAUGGAAUGCCACCUAUGACUUUGGCUCAGUGGAGCUGGGUCAGGAGUUGAGGUUUGAAGUCUGGGAUAGGGACGUGCUUUACAAUGAUAUUGCAGGGAGGUGUAUUGUGUUUCCAGAGCGAGGAAUUCAUUCCUUAAGCUGUCAGCUGCGCAAAGGAGUUCUCUAUUUUACCUACAGAAUCAACUGUGAUGCUCACUUGACAGGAUAUAGGUGUGGACGAUACUCCCCCAAUGCUGAGUAGAUUAGGUAUGGAUUUACAGUAGUGCAAAAGUCUGUACCUCAUUUCUUUGUUUCUCCAUAUUUUGCUAUGAAAACAGGAAAUAGGUG